ACAAGUAAGUAUUCGGAAGUUGACGGCACGUUAAAUCCUGAUAAAAGAAAACAUUUCUGUAUCCUGUGUGAGAUCCACAAGUCGGAUUUAUUUCUUUGUACGAUAUUACAGUGAAAGUUUGAGGAGCAUUAAAAUGUCGGAGUAUGAUAAAGUGCGGACGGGAAAAUUAGUAUUGAAAGGCGAAAAAUCAAGACCGAAGAAACGAAAAUCUAAGAAACAAGAAAAAGAGCAGGAAACCACUGUGGAGGAUAAAGAUACCCUUACUCAUGGCGGGUGGUGGAAGGUUAAGAAUGUAGCUGAAGUCACCGGGACAGUAGCAGUCGAAUUUGGAAAUCAAACUUACAUGAAGGCACUGGAUAAUGGAUUGUUUACUCUUGGGGCACCGCACGCCGAAGGAGAGAGUCCAUCGCCGGAAGAAAUAUUAACAGCGUUUCCCGUGAGCGAGACUAAGGUUGCCUUGAAAUCUGGAUACGGCAAAUAUCUUGGAGUUGAUAAAAAUGGCGUUGUUAUUGGACGAAGUGACGCAGUCGGUUCUAUCGAACAGUGGGAGCCAAUUUUUCAAGAUGGCAAGCUUGCGAUAUUAAAUAAUACUGGAUGCUUCAUGUCGGUUACAAAUGACGAUGAUAUAGUUUGCCAGAGUAGGACAGCUGGAUCGUCAGAGUUUGUUGUUAUAAGAAGUAUAAUACAACGUUCUCAGAGUCCUAGUAGGGAUAUUCCGAAAGAGGAACAAGGCUCAAUCACGGAGGUGGAAGUAAAUUAUGUACGAAAGUUUCAAAAGUUUCAAGAUAAAAAGUUAAGGAUAAAUAAGUCCGAUCGUUCUGAGCUGGAGAAGGCAAAAACAGAAGGAAAUCUGCAUGAAACUCUAUUAGAUAGGAGAAGUAAGAUGAAAGCUGAUCGUUAUUGUAAAUAAAAUCAAUAUUUAUUGUGAAGUUUCUACUGUAAAUAAAUUGUGAAACGCA
Temnothorax curvispinosus is the source of this 959-nucleotide messenger RNA. Its product is annotated as protein FRG1 homolog. Bases 134 to 910 code for a protein of 258 amino acids. The record is from RefSeq and is a predicted model, not a curated record. Gene Ontology annotation, molecular function: actin filament binding. The transcript has 5 exons. NCBI's taxonomy places the organism in Eukaryota, Metazoa, Arthropoda, Insecta, Hymenoptera, Formicidae. Gene Ontology annotation, cellular component: striated muscle dense body; nucleolus; catalytic step 2 spliceosome.